AUGGGCAAAGAUCAUCCUCUAAUUGGAAAACCUGCUCCUCGAUUGACGUUACCGGGUAUACCAAAAGGUGAACCCUUCGUCCUGCCCGUUGGUGAAAAGCCACUUGCCGUCUUCUUCUUCCCACAAAGCGGUUCUAUGGGAUGUACCAUAGAAGCCUGUUCUUUCCGCGAUGCGAUCAAAGAAAAUCCGGUAUUUACUAGACACCCCGAUUUGACCAUAGUGGGUGUGAGCGCAGAUCUAACAGUGAAACAACAAGCCUUCGCUGAUAAAGAAAAUCUACCAUAUCCUAUUGUUUCUGACAUGAAUGGUGAAGCACGUAAAGCUUUUAAAGUGGGAAGAGCUUUUUUCGGAGCUAUACCCGAACGUGCUACAUUCUUCGUAGAUCGUCAAGGUAUAGUUAAGGGAGUUUGUACUGAUAACCUUAAUCCUUAUGCUCAUACUAAAUUCGUCGAGAAACAUUUGAAGGAAAUCGUCGACGCUGGUCCAUGA
Molecule: messenger RNA, 489 nt
Organism: Tremella mesenterica DSM 1558
Lineage: Eukaryota; Fungi; Basidiomycota; Tremellomycetes; Tremellales; Tremellaceae
Exons: 6
Coding region: 1-489 (162 amino acids)
Biological process (GO): cell redox homeostasis; cellular response to oxidative stress
Cellular component (GO): cytoplasm
Molecular function (GO): thioredoxin peroxidase activity
Source: RefSeq, a predicted model, not a curated record